Lotus japonicus is the source of this 2463-nucleotide messenger RNA. RefSeq names its product pentatricopeptide repeat-containing protein At5g21222-like. Bases 290 to 2125 code for a protein of 611 amino acids. The transcript is spliced from 4 exons. Gene Ontology annotation, molecular function: protein binding. The record is from RefSeq and is a predicted model, not a curated record. Lineage: Eukaryota; Viridiplantae; Streptophyta; Magnoliopsida; Fabales; Fabaceae.
AUUUGUGGAUAAGAAUCUCCAGUUUAUGCCACACACACACGAAAACGAAACACACUAUUGGUUCCUAUGCAUUCAUUACUUACAUUACAUGCAACAACAUAACUUCACUGCUAAUGUUCAAACCCAACUCUCCCUAGAGGCUUCUCAACUGUACAAGAACAAUCCAGGAUGAGGUAUCUCCUUAUUAUGAUGCAUGGAAUAUAGCGAGCAAUCUUGCUAGGUCUUGCAGCCACGGUAUGAUGGCAGUUUGCUGAGGACUUCACGAAUCUGAUCAAGUAUAUUCACCCUCAUGGACCGCAGCCAGAAGGGUGCCCUAAUGAGUAAUGAAAGCGCUAAAGACUUGUCCAUCUUGAAACUGCAGCAGUACAAGAGUGAAAAAUCAAGCUUAAGCUCUACUCCAGAUGAAACAAGCAAUCAAUCCCAGUGUCUUACCUGUAUGGGGAGAAACAGUUGUCAAACAGUUCUUUCAAGAACAAAACUGAUGAAUACUUUGAUUGGAAGAGGGAAGCCACAUGAAGCUCAAGCCAUCUUCAAUAAUUUGACUGAAGAAGGACAUAGGCCAACUCUUAUAACAUACACAACUCUUGUGGCUGCGCUAACGCGCCUAAAGCAUUUCAAGUCCAUUUCUUCACUUCUUUCCAAAAUUGAAGAGAAUGGAAUGAAGCCAGAUUCGAUACUUUUCAACGCCAUGAUUAACGCUUUUUCUGAUUCCGGCAAGGUGGACAAAGCCAUGAAAAUCUUUGAGAAAAUGAAAGGUUAUGGAUGCAAACCAACCACUAGUACUUUCAAUACCCUCAUCAAAGGAUUUGGAAUCGCUGGCAGGCCUGAUGAAGCUAUGAGAUUGCUAGAGAAGAUGACGGGUCCGGAGGAAAAUGUGAAACCGAAUGAGAGAACAUAUAAUAUUCUCAUCCAAGCCUGGUGUACCAGGAAGAAAGUUGAAGAGGCAUUGAGUGUUGUGCAUAAAAUGGUGGCGUUUGGCUUGCAGCCAGACGUUGUCACUUACAACACACUGGCAAGAGCACUUGCUCAGAACGGUGAGACAGAGAAGGCUGAAAGGUUGCUAUUGAAAAUGCAGUACAAUAAAGUGAGGCCUAAUGAAAGAACUUGCGGAAUCAUAAUCAGCGGUUAUUGUAAGGAAGGUAACAUGACAGAAGCCUUGAGGUUUCUAUACAAAAUGAAGGAGCUUGGAGUGCAUCCAACUCCAGUAAUCUUUAACUCCCUUAUCAAAGGAUAUUUAGACAUUACAGACACAAAUGGAGUAGAUGAGGCACUGACAUUGAUGGAAGAAUUUGGAACCAAACCAGAUGUGGUGACAUUUAGCACCAUCAUGAAUGCAUGGAGUUCAGAAGGACUAAUGGACAAUUGUGAGGAGAUAUUUAACGACAUGGUGAAGGCUGGGAUAGAACCCGACAUUCACGCUUAUAGCAUCCUCGCAAAAGGCUACGUGCGUUCCGGACAGCCGGGUAAAGCAGAGGCUCUUCUGACUUCCAUGAGAAAAUAUGGUUUACAGCCAAAUGUUGUGAUCUUCACUACCAUCAUCAGUGGAUGGUGUACUGCUGGUAAAAUGGACCGCGCGGUUAGGCUUCAUGAGAAGAUGCAUGAAAUGGGAAUUCCCUCAAAUUUGAAAACUUAUGAAACUCUAAUGUGGGGGUACGGAGAAGCAAAACAACCAUGGAAAGCAGAAGAGUUGCUUGUUACCAUGGAAGAGAGGGGUGUAGCUCCUGAAAUGUCCACUAUGCAACUGGUUGCUGACGCUUGGCGCGCCAUUGGUUUCUUAGAAGAUGCCAAAAGAAUUAUAAAUGGUUCACAAGAAGAAUCUGAGCUAGAUAAGAACUUUGAGUCUAAUGGUAAUACACAACUCUUCCAGAAACCCAAUGCUUCUGAGUCUAAUGUGCUCCCAGUACCUGGUGUAGUGGUAGCUCAUCCACAAAGAGUAACUAAUGGCAACAUAAGAAGCCAAAUGAUAGUCAAAGCAUGUGAAAACAUGAGGAAUGCUACCACAUCCAUGGUUUUUGUUCGCGCAAAUUCAUACCGGGUACAACCAAUGAUUGUUAGUAGGCAGCAGGUUCAUAAUCAGAUUAUAAGGCCCCUUGAUUGUUGCAGGGUAGUGUCAAUACUUUGUUGAGGUUCAUGCCGAAUUGCUGAUGAGUUCUUUUGUAGAUAUCAUUCAUGGACUUCAGAAAUCAGAACAAAACACUUGCAGUCUUUGACAAAAUGCUGGUGUAAAUUGCAUUUGUUGAACUAUUGCUACUGCUUGUGAAUGAAAUGCAUAGGCUGCAUGCCUACAGAAUUCAUUGUCAUUGAUUUGUGCUUUUGUAUAGAUUGCAUAUUGCUGGGAAAUCAUGUCUGUAUUCGAACUUGUAAGGAAAACACCGAAAAACAUGUAAUAUAGUCAAUACUUAUACCUAUUUCACACCUAUGAGGCUGUGACUGUAUGGCCCUCUUUAUUUUCACCACUCAAAA